AUGCACAUACGCCAGGUUGUCCCCAACGCAAUAACAACCAUUUUCCGGCUCACGCUAUGCGUCGCCAUUGCCCGCUGCCAAACAUCAGGGAACGAAAUAGGAGACUAUGCGGAAAGCGGCACCUACCUAAUCGUCUACUGCAACGCCAACACCACCGACUCCCACGCCGCAUACCUGCAGAACCUGAUCCCUUACAUGCAAUCAAGCCUGCAGGCCGUCCUGAGGGAUCUAGACCGCGGGACGGCAUCACCAGCCUACCGCGCGUUCUUCAAAACAACCAAGAACCUCGACGCCGUCCGCCAAAUCUUCACGGACAUCGUCAACGGCCCUGACGUCCUCACCGUCGGUGCGCUAAACGUCACGCGUUGGUCGCCUCCGACCUUGGUCUGUGCGGACGCUGAUGAACCUUUCUUACACCAUCUGCGGGACGACUGCAACACCCCUACACGCCCUCCCAUGAACACGAUGCAGCCCGCCAAAAUCGUCUCCGUCUGUCCCAUCUUCUGGACCCUACCCCGCGUCGCGCGGAAAGCGGCCUGUCCGUGGGUCGUGGACGGGAGGCUUUUGACCGAGCCGUGGAAUCUGAGGACGACGCAGUACGCGGUGCUUGUGCAUGAGUUGGUGCAUGUUUACAACCGGUUCGACGAUCGCGACGAGGUGUACAAUUUGGGAGAUGUGGUCGGGUUGAACGCGACGGGGAGUUUGGGAAAUGCGCAGAAUUUUGCGAGUUAUGCUGCUGGUGAGUGGUGA
Messenger RNA from Letharia columbiana, 750 nucleotides. RefSeq lists its product as uncharacterized. The coding region runs from base 1 to 750 and encodes 249 amino acids. Lineage: Eukaryota; Fungi; Ascomycota; Lecanoromycetes; Lecanorales; Parmeliaceae. The transcript has a single exon. The record is from RefSeq and is a predicted model, not a curated record. Gene Ontology annotation, molecular function: metallopeptidase activity.